AUGUUCUAUAAACUUUCUACUCAGCAAUUGAAAGAAGUUCUCCCCUUUUUCAAGUCAAAACCAAAAUUUGCAUUAUUCGCCAACGCUGCCACAUUUGAGAUAGAAAAAAGGCUACCAAACCAUCCAUGCGAUUUCUACUGCCUGGAAAUCAACGAUUCGAAGUAUUUUUAUGUUUUCCGACAUGACUUCAUUCCAGACACCAGCAGACCGAUCCUAAUGAUCGGAAGCGAUCAAAGUGUCAAUGAGAAUGAUGUCAUUCAUGGUCUGGAACAAAUUAAGUCAGUGGAACCGGAUCUAGGAAAUAUCGAACUUCUUGUUGCAACUUCUGCGCUCUCAGCGCCGGGCAGAAAAUUUUUGAUUGAACAUUUUAAACGCAGUGAGGAUUAUAAUGUUGCAUGUAAUAACUUCUGUCUGCCUUUGUCUGCUCAAGCAGAAAUCCAGAAAAAGAUUGGUGGAAUGACCCUUCCAUCUGAUUUUUCGAUUGGAUCUACCCGGCUUUCUGAUUCGGAAAUUGUCAAUUCCACCUGGAAGUUUGCUACUCCGGAAACAGUUCUACAAAUAAAAGAAAUCAUUCAACGUCUUCCAACAGCUUGUAUUCAUCAUAAGGAUAAACCAGUGGCAUUUGAAAUGAUAGGAUUGCAUGGACAGUUAAAUCAUCAGUUUACUUUCCCUGAAUAUAGAAAUCGAGGAUAUGGAGGAAUGAUUGAAAACACAAUUGUUUCGAAAUGUUUCAAAGAAGGAAUCCAAGUAGUCAAAUCAGUGGAACUCAGCAAUAAAGAAGUUCUUAAAAGAAGUAUGGAUCACAAAUUGUGGGAAGUUGUGAGAGAAGAUGAUGGAGAAAUUAUAGUUUUCGAUUAUACUCAAUACCAUUUGAACUGA
Molecule: messenger RNA, 879 nt
Organism: Caenorhabditis remanei
Lineage: Eukaryota; Metazoa; Nematoda; Chromadorea; Rhabditida; Rhabditidae
Exons: 5
Coding region: 1-879 (292 amino acids)
Cellular component (GO): mitochondrion
Molecular function (GO): glycine N-acyltransferase activity
Source: RefSeq, a predicted model, not a curated record